This is a messenger RNA of Notodromas monacha, 347 nucleotides long. The record is from the annotation of a GenBank genome assembly. Lineage: Eukaryota; Metazoa; Arthropoda; Ostracoda; Podocopida; Cyprididae.
GCAGGAUGCGUGGGAUUCGUUUUAUUUGAGUAGCUGUUGCUCACAUCAGCAUGUCGCUGCGGCAGAGUAACUUAUCCACGACCAGUCGAAUUCGAGGGUCGGAUUAUCUCAGCGCCGACAGCGAAUCUCGGUGUUCCGGCUUUGGGCGACAAAUGUUGCGAGACAGCAUGCGGCGAAUACGGAGACUUCGACUUCCUACCGCUGUUCGAACAUCAUUUCGACGAACGAGCGAAAGCCGCGGGUCCCUGGUGCGGGUAUCCCGGAACCGGGCAACGAACGCCAUUGUGACUGAUCUCGUGGACUCCCUGAUGAACUCGGGUCAGCAGUCUUCAUCCGACAGUCCGAGU